UGGUUGGCAGUGGGUGUAUGGUCGAUUCCCCGAGGGGAGCCUAUCAUCGAUCGCUCUGGCGACACACAGUGCACAUUAUGGGUGUUUGAAUAAAAAAUUUCAUCUGUCGACCCAAAAAAGAAGAAAGAGCAUAGCCCAGCAAAGGAACAGCUCAUUCAAUCAAUUAUUCAGCUCAGCUCAGCUCAGCUCAGCUCAGUUUUCCUUUCUUCAUCUUCAUCACCAUGGCCAAUCUCUCUCUCUAGUUUCUACUCUUCCUCUCUCUCUCUCUCUCUCUCUCUCUGUCUAAUCCAAUCCGCUGCUUAUCAUCUGCUCAACUGCAUCAGUUGUUUGUUUGUUCCAAUCGACGAGCAGUCAGAUCUCAGCAUGGGAAAGCGAGAUGGUGGCAUGUUUCUCGUUUGACUGUGAUCAGUGAUUAGUUCUGUUGGGAUCGGCUUGUCCUCUGUCCUUCAAGAAAGAAGAAAAAGAAGAAUCAUGGCGGCUGAGCUUGUCAAUUCUGCAACAAGUGACAAAUUGGCAGAGAUGGAUUGGAUGAAGAACAUUGAGAUCUGCGAAUUAGUGGCGCGAGAUCAAAGGGCGAGCAAAGAUGUCAUUAAAGCUAUCAAGAAAAGGUUGGGCAGUACAAAUGCAAAUAUACAGUUGUAUGCAGUUCUGUUGUUGGAGAUGCUGAUGAACAAUAUAGGUGAAAGGAUCCACACACAAGUGAUAGAAUCAGGAAUUCUCCCUAUUCUCGUAAAGAUAGUGAAGAAAAAGACUGAUUUCCCCGUUAGAGAGAGGAUAUUUCUUCUUCUUGAUGCCACACAGACAUCUCUUGGUGGUGCUUCUGGGAAGUUUCCGCAGUAUUACUAUGCGUACUAUGAUUUAGUGAGUGCAGGAGUAAAGUUUCCUCAAAGGCCUCAGGCUGCAACUUCAGAUCGUCCAACCAACCAAGCAAGCACUAAGAGACAAGCUGCUCCAGCUUCGUGGGCAUCUGAAAAUACUUGUUCUACAGUUGACGUGGCCUAUUCCCAGGAUAAUGGGACCACGCAGCAUAUAACAUCACAAUCUGUUCCUGAAUCAAGUAUUAUUCAGAAGGCUAGUAAUGCAAUGGAGGUUUUGAAAGAAGUGCUUGAUGCUGUUGACCCUCAAAACCCAGCGGCUGCAAAAGAUGAGUUCACCCUUGAUCUUGUCGAGCAGUGUUCUUUCCAGAAACAGCGAGUGAUGCAUCUUGUCAUCACAUCGAGGAAUGAGAAGGUAAUUUCUCAAGCAAUCAAAUUGAAUGAUCAGCUCCAGAAAGUACUUGUAAGACACGAUGCCCUUGUAUCAAGCAGACCCAUUACAAGCAUGAAUCAUUCCAACAAUGACGUAGUGGUGGAGGAGGAAGAGGAAGAGGAACCAGAGCAACUCUUUCGAAGGAUUCGAAAAGGGAAAGCAUGCGCAGGGCCUGAAGAUGAAGAGGGUAGUAGAGAUAAGUGCUCUCCUCGGGAUCUGUACGAACCACCCUUUCAGGUACCAGCUGAAAGGCUGAACCGCCCGCUCAUACGGCCACUCUCUCUGGAGCCCAACUCAAACUCGCAGCCUCCACAUCCGCCUGUCACGAUUCCGCCCCCUCCUGCAAAACAUGUUGAGAGGGAAAAAUUCUUCCAGGAGAAUAAGUUACACAGCCGCAACCCGAGCAGCUCUCGCAGUGAUAGCUUAGAUUUUAGCGAGUGAAAAAAGACGUGUGGUUUCGAAUUUUUCGAUGAAAGGAUUUGCCUCUACUUUUCUCAUUUGUGGCUGAGGGUAUUGCAAAAGGCUAUGGAAGUGACUGAGUUUGUGCUCUGCAAAUGGUGUUGUUUCUGCAGUGGUCGAUCUUACUGAUGGGAUGCUACUAUAUGAUAUAGGUUUCUGUAUGGAGUGGUCGCUAACAUCGUUUAUUCGGUGUAAUUUGCUGCAGUAGAAUUCAUCUAUUUGGGGGCCGAACUGUAAACUCUCUAACAUCUUGAGGAAUUAUUGCAAUGUAAAGUAUGCCAAGUAUAGAUUUACUGUCAAA
This is a messenger RNA of Punica granatum (pomegranate), 2008 nucleotides long. The record is from RefSeq and is a predicted model, not a curated record. Lineage: Eukaryota; Viridiplantae; Streptophyta; Magnoliopsida; Myrtales; Lythraceae.